This is a messenger RNA of Stegostoma tigrinum, 2181 nucleotides long. It is a transcript of the gene lacc1, whose product is annotated as laccase (multicopper oxidoreductase) domain containing 1. The record is from RefSeq and is a predicted model, not a curated record. The coding region runs from base 279 to 1589 and encodes 436 amino acids. Gene Ontology annotation, molecular function: copper ion binding. The transcript is spliced from 6 exons. Lineage: Eukaryota; Metazoa; Chordata; Chondrichthyes; Orectolobiformes; Stegostomatidae.
CAGCAAUUUGAUGCUGAUUAAUUGGAAACACCGCUUCCGGAUGACGGGGAGAGAGAAAGAGAGUGGCUCAGUCAGACUGAAUGGUAACUUGUAUGGAUACGUAUAUCUACAUAUAGAGAUAAUGACAUAUUUCAGUGUCGGCGUUUUGAAGUCUGAGCCGUGCAGAUAUGGUGAACACCGCAAGGAAAUCCUGACAGACCCGGAACAAUCUGUAACAGUUGUGGAAAUUAUGUGAUUAGAAAGAAGUGAUUCACGGUAGAGCAAGUGUUUGAAUUAAGAUGGUAGAAGUGGUCCUCAUUGACUUUUCUGACGUUCACUAUGAUUACAUUCAGAAGUGGCUGCACAGUGCGGUGAAUGUCAUCAGCACAUGCAACCUGACAGCGUCUCCAUAUGUGUUCAUAACAUAUAGCCAGGACAACACCGACAUUGUGAAUAAUGACAUCCAGAGAUACUUGCACCAAUUGUCAAAUCAGGUUGAAAUGCCGAAAGCCACCCUUGAGGUGUUGGCACAGGCCAGUUUUGCUGCUAUCUUAUACACAAUCAAACAGAAGAUUGACAAACAGAACCUCAGCAACAUUCAGGUGAUUGUAUCCACAGGAAGGAAAGCCACAUUCGAGGUCUAUGUGCAACAGCUUUUCACAGCAACUUAUAAAUUCACAUUUGAGACUCUUGUAAUUGGGAGUGAAGGUGAAAUAAAACUACAGUUACCAGGAACUUGCGUGGAAGAACUUGUCCUCAUGAGCCAACAAAGAGAUGACAUUUGGAAGGACAUCUGGAUGUUCAUGGCACAACUCAAAGGAGUUAUGGGGGAGAUUGUCAUUCUCAAAUCUCUGCUGAUCCCAGAUUUAUUUCUUCAUGGCUUUACGACCAGAACGGGUGGUAUAUCCUACCUACCGGGCCUAAGUUCCUUAAAUCUCUUCAGCAGCUGGAAACGGAGAGACCCAAAAGCUGUGGUUACAGAGAAUAUCCGACGCUUGAGUAUGAGUGCAGGAUUUAACCCCCAAAUGUACUACCUCGCAAAGGUAAGCCAUGGCAAUACCGUCUGGAGCCUGGGGAAGCCGGAACCUGAAAGCUACGAUGCCAUUGUGACCAAUCGGAUAGGUGUCACCAUAGCAGCGCCGGGAGCAGACUGCAUUCCACUGCUGUUUGCUGAUCCUGUCCAACAUGUGUGUGGAGUGGCACAUGCAGGUUGGAAGGGGACACUGGCAGGAGUCGCCAUGGCGACAGUGAGCACCAUGACAGCUGAAUUUGGCUGCCGGGCGAAAGAUAUUCUCGUGGCGAUGGGCCCUUGUGUGGGGCCUUGUUGCUUCACCCUCCACCAAGAUGUUGCCCAGGAGUUCAUGAAGAUCGAGCCCAGCUGUGUAAAAAUGGCCGACUCUCCACGUCCUUCUGUAGACCUCAGACGAACAACCAGGGUUUUAUUGGAACGUGGAGGGAUUCUCUCUGGAAACAUCAGUGAUGCUUCCACAGGCAGUAGAUAUGGAGAAGUGACUGUCUGCACAGUCUGUCACCCAGACACUUUUUUCUCCCAUAUUCGGGAUGGGAGCAACUUUGGAACUCAAAUUGGAUUCAUCUCUGUUCAGGACUAGUUGCCCCAUCCCAAACAGGUAAUUGGCCAUAGAGUCAUACAGCACAGAAGAGCCCCUUUGGCCCAUCGAGCUUGCAUUGACCCAUCUACACCAACCCUACUUUCCAGCACUGGGCCUUGAAUGUUAUGACAUUUCAACUGAUUAUCUUUUCAAAGAUUGUGAGGUUUCCCACUUCAAAUACCCUCCCACAUAGUGCAUUCCAGACCACCAUCAGCCUCUGGGAGUAAAAAACAGCCGGGCCACUGAAUAACCUCGCCACCAAUGAGAAAUGUCUGUUCAUGCAAAGACACUGCUGUAGAUUGACUUUUUAAAUCAUGUUUGUGAGACAAAUGCACAUUUUCCUUUGCAGGGGUUUGACUUUCUACAGAAGAAAGAAUUUUCUGAAGAAGGGUCUAGGCCCGAAACGUCAGCCUUCCGGCUUGGCCUGCUGUGUUCAUCCAGCUUCACACCGUGUUAUCUCAGUGUCCUUCCAUGUUGUGUCUUUCAAGCCCUCAGACCUUGAUAGCAGGCUAAGUAUUUUUGAAGUGUUGGAGCUGUUGUAAUAGACUUCUACACAUGUCCCAGCUGGUAAAGAAACUUAAAAUAAAAGUCC